AUGGCACGAAGUACAGUUGCUCUAAUAGCGCGAAAGUGCAACGGUCCACUUAUUAUCGAGACUGCCUACAUCAACGAAAUUAGGCCUGAUGAGGCAUUGGUUGAAAUUCAUGCUGUUGGAAUAUGCCACGCUGAUAUUUCCUGCUUGGACGGUGCGGGGGUUGUGAAAGAGGUAGGCCGAAACAUAACGCAUAUCAGUCCAGGGGACAAAGUCCUCUUGAGUUACAAUUACUGCGGCCAUUGUGUGCAAUGCAGCCAAGGCCACCCGGCUUAUUGUCUCUCUAUGCUCUCCCUCAACUUUGAAGGAAGGCGCCCAGAUGGAAGCUUCAAAAUGAUGACGCAGGACAAGCAACCCCUAUACAGCAAUCACUUCGGACAAAGUUCUUUUGCCCGUCUUGCCGUGGUUAGCGGCCCUUGCAUGGUCAAAGUCGCUGCUGAAACCCCUCUGGAACUUUUUGCGCCUCUUGGCUGCGGCUUACAAACUGGGGCAGGAGCCAUAUUUAAUACGCUUAAUAUUCCACCGGGAGCGACCUUGGCUAUUUUUGGGGUCGGGUCGGUGGGAAUGAGUGCCAUGAUGGCGGCCAAGAUCCGGGAAGCAAGAGUUAUUAUUGCUAUCGAUUUAAUCGAAUCCCGUCUGGAACUGGCGCGAAAGCUGGGAGCUACGCACACUAUUCAUGGAUCAGACUCUGGCGUGGCGGAACAGCUUGCUAUGAUUUGUCAAUCAGAUGGUGUCAUGUUUGCGCUUGAUACUACAGGGUCACCAACAAUCAUCGAAAGGAUGAUAAAAUCUUUGGGAACUAGAGGAAGGGCUGCAUCGGUUGGUGCUCCUCCGCCAGAUAAGCUUGUCAGCUUGAACGUUCUUGAGCACUUAACCCGUGGUCGUGAGUAUGUUGGCUGCAAUCAGGGUGAUAGCAUUGCUCAUCAGAUGAUCCCCUUCUUGAUUGAGCAAUACUCUUUGGGAAAAUACCCUCUCAACGAGAUUGUGAAAUUCUACGAUAUCGACGACUUUGACCUGGCUUUGACGGAUAUGAAAUCUGGCAAAACAAUAAAGCCUGUGCUUGUAUGGACUACGAAUUCUGGCUGUAAUGGAUUGGCCUAG
Messenger RNA from Penicillium odoratum, 1098 nucleotides. Its product is annotated as NAD(P)-dependent alcohol dehydrogenase. The record is from RefSeq and is a predicted model, not a curated record. The transcript has 3 exons. Lineage: Eukaryota; Fungi; Ascomycota; Eurotiomycetes; Eurotiales; Aspergillaceae. Bases 1 to 1098 code for a protein of 365 amino acids.